Molecule: messenger RNA, 3331 nt
Organism: Gadus chalcogrammus (walleye pollock)
Lineage: Eukaryota; Metazoa; Chordata; Actinopteri; Gadiformes; Gadidae
Product: RNA-binding motif, single-stranded-interacting protein 1-like
Exons: 14
Coding region: 155-1288 (377 amino acids)
Cellular component (GO): ribonucleoprotein complex; cytosol; nucleus
Molecular function (GO): poly(U) RNA binding; mRNA 3'-UTR binding; poly(A) binding
Source: RefSeq, a predicted model, not a curated record
GCGGUCCGGUCAGAUUUAGAGGAGCGCUACGGGUGUAAGGGGACAACUUUGAGGAGAGGAUCAAUACUUCACGUCACCAGUCGUUCGAUUAACGAAGUUAUAAACAAGAGGUGUUUGAAGAAAGAACAAAACAACCUUAUCUCCCGACCUGAGGAUGAUUUAUGGUAAUUCUGGAACAAUCCUGAGGACUCCGUACAGUAAACAGUCAACGUUUUCUUUGGCCCCGCCCACGGCCCCGCCCAGCCCAAACAGCAGCAGCAGCAGCAGCACAGCGGGCUGGGAGACCCUCAGCCGGACCAACCUGUACCUCCGGGGGCUGACCCCCACCACCAGCGACUACGACCUGGUCCAGCUGUGUGGGCCGUACGGGAAGAUCGUAUCUACCAAAGCCAUCCUGGACAAGACGACCAACAAAUGUAAAGGUUACGGCUUCGUGGACUUCGACAGCCCGGCGGCGGCGCAGCAGGCAUUGGCGGCGCUGAAGAGCAACGGAGUCCAGGCUCAGAUGGCCAAGCAACAGGAGCAGGACCCCACCAACCUGUACCUGUCCAACCUGCCGCUGAGCGUGGAUGAGCAGCAGUUGGAGGCUCUGCUGAAGGCCUUCGGUCCGGUGGUCUCCACCCGCGUGCUGCGGGACCCCUCUGGGGCCAGCAGGGGGGUGGGCUUCGCCAGGAUGGAAUCGAAGGAGAAGUGUGAGGCCAUCAUCGCUCACUUCAACGGGAAGUUCAUGAAGACCCCGCCCGGAGUGCCCGCUCCCCUGCAGCCCCUGCUGUGUAAGUUUGCAGACGGAGGCCAGAAGAAGAGGCAGAGCCACAACAAGUUUGUUCCCAGCGAGCGUGGCUGGCUGAGGGAGGGGGAGCGGCUGGCUGGGAUGACGCUGACCUAUGACCCCACGGCAGCCAUGCAGAACGGGUUGUAUGCGUCUCCAUACGGGCUGGCCAGCAGGAUGAUGGGCCUGGCUCUCUCUCCGUACGUCUCCACCGUCUCCCCCUACCAGGUGCAGAGCCCGUGGGUGCAGCACCAGCCCUACAUCAUGCAGCACCCAGGUGCGGUGCUGUCUCCCUCCAUGGAGCCCGCCCCCAUGCUCCCGCUCUCCCAGGGGAUGGGACACCUGUCACUCAGCAGCACGGGGCCGUUCCUGGCAGCAGGCAGCGGUCUGCAGGGAGCCUACCUCUCCCAGUACGCCCAAAUGCAGAGCACAGCACUUCAUGUGGAGGACAACGGCGCUCAGUCCCAGAUGGAUACGUCUGGGAACCGUUCUCCCUACUUUUACCAGCAGAACAAGUAGUGUGGAGGUCACGCACUAGUGUGGAGGUCACGCACUAGUGCGGAGGUCACGCUCUAGUGCGGAGGUCACGUUCUAGUGCGGAGGUCACGUUCUAGUGCAGAGGUCACGUUCUAGUGCAGAGGUCACGUUCUAGUGCAGAGGUCACACUGGUGCGGAGGUCAGAGGUCACACUAGUGCAGACCGCUAAAGCAAUCAUGGCUUCCUGAAACAAUAAUGCAAAGGACUCUUAAGGAUUUUUUCACCAUUUUGCACAAAUUUUGCAAUUCAUUUCUUUGCGUUUAUAUUUAGAAUACAAUACCCUAUUUUUGUUAUAAAAUGUUAUUUUGAUAAGGACAUUUAUUUAAAAAAAGAUUUCCUCAGGAUCGGAGUGUCUGGACACCAGACCUGGUGAACUGCAUCAUGGGAAAUGUGCUACAAACAAACUACAAAUGUUUGUUUGUAGUUUUGCGAUUUAUUUUCCUCCAUUUGUUCAAGCUUUGCUCAGAAGACUUUGCUCAACUUCCUCUAAAGAUGACUUGUUUGCUGUGUUUUGCUGGUGAAGAGUUCAAUGUGCUCUUCUUUGUAGCGGAAGUGUUUCAUUCUCACCACUGAUCCUGGAACACUUUGCCUUAAUAGUUUCCUCCUUCUAGUUUUAGACCAGAGAAUUGAAUGCAAUGUAUCUCAUUGUGCUUUUGAACUGAUGUGUAUUAGAAUGAUAAAGGUGUGAAUAGUUUUUUUUAACCUUUGCUGCGGGGGUUGUAGAGCUGUUCACUGGGUGUGUGGGCUCGGGGCCAGGUGGGUGUUCUUCUGUCUUUUGGUUGAUGUCCUGUCAUUUAGACCAUGUGUGUAUUUGUUUUGCUUUGAUUUGAAAUGCAAACAAUUUAGUCAACUUUACUUCACUAAAGACGAAGUGGACCUGAGGGGACAUUUGUUUGGAGACCAGGAAUCGACUCCCUGGGCCUAGACUAGAAGUUUGGACAAUGUGCCUUUUUUGUACAUUUGCAUUUGUAUCAUACAGGAAGGCUUGGAUCCCAGUGCCACAUAUGACGUCUUCACUACAUACAAACAGUUAAACGGGAAAAAUGUCAGAUAGUUGAUGGUCGAGUUCCGGUAGUUCAGAACUCUGACCUCACAUCGAGUGGCUGGCCACCGUGGCCCCCUGCUGUUGGGUUCGUCGUUCUGCCUGAUCAGACGGGAGCAGGCUCUGCAGCACCGCCUGUGUUCUACCUCAGUUCUCCUGUUCCUCCUCCUGAGGUUUGGGUUAGCAGGCCCAACCCUUCCAGACGCUCCCGCUUUAAUCCUUCCCUUCUCAGAACCCUCCCGCGUGAUGCCGUAGGGGGGAGUAUGGAAGAGGAUGUUUUUAUCAGAUCUGUACAGACUUCGUUUGAAGUUCAAGUUGUUUUUUAAGACGAAGCGUGAAAACAGAGACCCGUGGUACAUCCUGGAGCUCCGGCUCCCUGUCCACCCCCAACAUCUCUUAGAACCCAGGAACCGGCCGCAGAACCGGCCGGGAGCGGGAGCUGCUCCUAGAGGAGGAGCAACGAGUCGGGGGUGGAGCUAGAGGAGGAGCAACGAGUCGGGGGUGGAGCUAGAGGAGGAGCAACGAGUCGGGGGUGGAGCUAGAGGAGGAGCAACGAGUCGGGGGUGGAGCUAGAGGAGGAGCAACGAGUCGGGGGUGGUGCUAGAGGAGGAGCAACGAGUCGGGGGUGGAGCGGUGUGGAGACCAUGAGGGACUGAAUGAAAAGUACUCCUCUCAGUUACCGUCAUGUCAUUAAGUUAUAUUAAGAAGUAAUAAUUUAUGAAGAGUUUUGUACAGUCCGUUUGAGGAAUUAAAAGAGAUUCAUAGAAAUAUCUAUACGAAAGCUAUUUGUUUUAACGUGCCACUAAUUUGCCAGUGGUCACUUGUUUGGUCUCCAAUGGGUCGUUCCUCAAGCCAAAGACUUUAUGCUGGAUGAUCCCUUAGCUUUACCUUCUGUCCAUUUCUUUGACAUUUUUGUAAUAAAAACAUGAAAGCGUCCAGCGUGUGAAUGUUCACGGUUCGUCUCCAGACCUUCUUGCUCUAAC